AUGCGAACAUUAACACAUCGUUUUUUAUUAAAUUUAGCCGUUUCAGAUUUAAUUGCAACAGUUGUUUGUUUACCACCAACAGCUUAUCACUACUAUGAUAAACGAUGGAUUUUUGGAGAAUUUUUAUGUCGAUUUGUGCCAUUUAUGCAAGGAACAUCCGUUGCUGUAUCCGUAUUCACAUUAAUGGCUGUAAGCAUUGAUCGAUAUUUUGCUAUACACAAACCGAUUCAUGCUAAAUUAUUAUGCUCACAUAAACGCGUUUUACUAACAAUUGUGUUGACUUGGCUAUUAUCAUUUUGUCUCAUGAUUCCGUUAAUUAUCCAUCAUCGAAUUGUUGAUCCAUUUGACACUACGAUCACAACAUGUGCUGAAGAAUGGCAUCGUGAUAUGAAUUCACGAUUAAUAUAUGAUUUUGUUCUAUUAUUUGUCUUGUUCAUCAUUCCAUUAACACUCAUGUCCUAUUGCUACAUAAAAAUAAGUUGGUCAUUAUGGCAUAUUGAUCCACAUGUAUCACAUUCAAUUCAAACUUGGUCACAACAAAGGUCAAAUCGUUCAUCAACAACAAUAUCUGAUCAUCCAAAUAAUCAUAAUUUAACGAUAAUUCAUUCUCGUCCGCACUAUGUUCACUAUCCAAGCAACAAACACAAACAUCAUAUCAUUGUGGAAAAUGGUUGUACAAAAGAUGAUGAAUAUCGUUCAUUAAUACAAAAAAAUAAUUCACCACGUAGUACAACAAUGACAAAUUUAACAAGAAAAUCUCUAUCAGCAACAACUACAACCACUAGCACCACACAUAAUUCGGCACGUCGAUCAUCAUCGUUGAUCACAAACCAACAAAAUCAUCGUCCAAUGAGUUUUGCAGGUCAUACAGAACGAAAUUAUUCGUAUCAAAAUGUUCAACAACAAUCGCCACAAUUAAAAAAGUCAACAAUCGUUUCAUCACAACGUUCUACAAAUGGAAGUGUUAAUACUGGUGGACGAAGAGGAACAAGUGUGACAACAUUCCAUGGUAGUAAUCGUUCUAUUGCAGAAUUUGAAAGAGGAAAUAGAUUUUUACAAAGUAGACGACGAAUUGUUAAAUUAUUGAUUACAUUAGUUAUCGUCUUUUUUAUCACUCAUUUACCAUCAAAUAUCAUUAGUAUUUAUAUUGAUAUUACCAGCAAUACAUUUUUACCUGACAAUUAUAAUUCAAAUCAAACAACAUCAUCGACCUUUGUUUAUAUCGAUAAUAAAAUGAUCAUAAUUCUUUAUAUUAAUCCAGUCUUACAAUUAAUUUCAUUGGCUAAUUCAGCCAUCAAUCCUAUUUGUUAUUGUAUCAUGAGUCGUGCACUUACAAAUGUCAUUGCAUUAAUUCGUGAACGCUGUCAUCGUCAUAAGAAAACAUCAUCGUUAACAUUGAUUCAUCAUUAUCAUCAACCACAACAGCAACCAAAAACACCAACAUCCGCUGAUGUACCCAAAUUCUCAUUCAAAGCCUUACAAAGAAAUUCAUUUGAAAAUAACAGACACUAA
Molecule: messenger RNA, 1512 nt
Organism: Didymodactylos carnosus
Lineage: Eukaryota; Metazoa; Rotifera; Eurotatoria; Philodinida; Philodinidae
Source: the annotation of a GenBank genome assembly